Molecule: messenger RNA, 192 nt
Organism: Thlaspi arvense
Lineage: Eukaryota; Viridiplantae; Streptophyta; Magnoliopsida; Brassicales; Brassicaceae
Source: the annotation of a GenBank genome assembly
AUGUUGCAUGACAAUUGGACAGGAUUAGAUUCUCUGAUUAAUCUCACUGAUACAGAGGGACUUCGCAUCUGUGGGCUUCCGAGUAUGGCAGUUGUAGCUGAUGGCAUUCGUAAUGGGAUCGAGGAGUCGAAACCCAACUAUCUCCUUGAUCUGGCAAUGUCUACCAAAUCCAUUGCCAAUAGCUACAUCUGA